Papilio xuthus (Asian swallowtail) is the source of this 2328-nucleotide messenger RNA. It is a transcript of the gene Hinfp, whose product is annotated as Histone H4 transcription factor. The transcript is spliced from 7 exons. Gene Ontology annotation, cellular component: nucleus. Lineage: Eukaryota; Metazoa; Arthropoda; Insecta; Lepidoptera; Papilionidae. Gene Ontology annotation, biological process: regulation of transcription by RNA polymerase II. The coding region runs from base 127 to 1725 and encodes 532 amino acids. The record is from RefSeq and is a predicted model, not a curated record.
CAUUGGUGCUGUCAAGUUUGUGCGCGAAAAUGCGAAAGUAAAUUUUAAGAUGUGUUUUGAAUUGUACGAAGAAAUAUAAUCGUUAAACAUAAGAUUUACCAUGUGAAUUUCACAAUUAAUAUAAAAAUGGAUAAUCCAAAGAAAAAGUUAAAAGUAGAUCGUUGCUUAGAAUGGCUCAAGAAACAAAAUGAACAAGAACCAAAAAAGUUGGCAUUGCAGAAUAAAAAUGACAUUCAGUUUAUCAUACAAACUAACGCUGAUAGAAAGAAUUUUCUCCUCGCCGCUGCUGAAGAUGAGGCUACGUUGCCUUUGGCAGUAGACGACAUUGAAACAGAACCUAAAGCAAUUCCUUUACGUGAAUUACGACGAUCUGGUUUGGUGUUAGAAUGCGAUUGGCUUUCGUGUCGCUGGAAGUUUACAGACUAUGAGGAAUUCCAAACACAUGUUGCGAAACAUGUUUCUGAUCUGCAUCUCAUACCAGAAGAAGACAAAUCUAAAUAUUUCUGCUCAUGGGAUACAUGUGGACACAAGACUGUUGACUUAUCAGAGAUGGUCCGUCAUAUCAACUAUCAUGCAUACCAUGCAAAGCUCUUAGCUAUUGGUUUAAACGGCAGAGCUACAUUGAACCUGGCUGAGUGUAAGAAAGACUCCAGUAAGAGGAAUCAAUUGCCGAGUAAUAUUAGUGAACAUCGCUGUUUAUGGGUUGGUUGUACGAAGGCAUAUCAAUCAAUUGAGGAAUUCAUCAAGCAUGUCAAAGAGCAUAUAGACAACUCGAGAAAUUUGUGUUCAUGGGCCGGAUGUGGUGCGACAUUCACACGUCGUACGUUGUUCAUAGCGCACGUACGUUCCCAUACUGGAGAACGACUCAUCGCUUGUUACCACUGCGGACAACACUUUGCCAAUAAUCGGAAACUUUGUGAUCAUAUACGGAGACAGAAUGUGAACCCACAAUCGAACAUCCGCUGUGACUUCUGCGGUGUGUUUUGCGCUAGUGAGUAUUUAAAGCGUGAACAUGCGCGUCAACAUGUGUCGUUGUUCGCGUGCUCUAUGUGCGACAUGACCGCGCCCACACUCUCUGCGCUUGCGCAACACGUACGCUACCGACAUGUCGCCGCGCGCCCACACCCCUGCCCGCACUGUGAAUACAGGGCGAUAACAAAACGUGAUUUACGGAAACAUAUUCCGACUCACACUAGAAAAAAGAGAAAAUUAAAAGGCGCAGAUAAGUCUAGCGAAGCAGAAUUAUCUGAUGAAGAUUCUGAUGAGGAAGUGAGUAAGAAACCUAAAGAGAAGAGGAAAUAUGUCUGUCAUAUGUGUCCGGAGAAGGAAAAGAAGAUAUUCUCCAGAGGGACUCGGCUGACUACACAUCUAGUGAAAGUUCACGGAGCUCAGUGGCCGUGUGGUUAUAGCCGGUUCAGGUAUCAACUCAGUGAAGACGGUAUGUACCGUUUGACGGAAACAAGAUUCGAGGAGUUUGAAUUGUCACAAAAAAUAGUAGACGGGUACAGUGAUCCAAAAAAAUCUCUCACCGAUUCCUAUGAUUUUGAAGUACAAAGAGUGUCCGAAGCUACGGCAACAUCGCCCGUACAUUUCGAGAUACGAUUAAAAAGUGAUAAAAACAAUCAACCAGAUGAAACAUCAGUUGAAAUAACGAUGUGUGAUGUUGAUGAACAAGGAAAUAUUAUAAAUUCUGAAGUUAUAAAAUCAGAUGUGGUUUAUACUUAACUACCUCUACCCGCGACUUCGCCUAAUGUAUAUAUUUAUAUCGAAAUAACAGCCUAUAAAUAAUUGAAGCUUCUAACUGAAAAUAUGAUAUACCCGUACUAAUUUCCACCCCACUUUACCACAACUCCUUUUUCGCGUUAAAAAGACCAUAACCUUUCCCAGGGUCUCUACCAAAUUUCAUUUAAAUUAAGUACUUUUUACGUGAAAGUAGGACAGACAGAUAGACAAAGUUACUUACGCGUUGAUAAUAUUUUUAAGGAUUUGACUUAUGUUAGGAUUUUAUAUAGAAAAUAUAAGCAGAUUUUUUACUAAUAUUUCUUGUACCAAGCUCCAUGCUUGUGCUACAGCAUGGUUUACGAUAAUCUAAUGACGGGAUUCGAACCUCGACCUCAUGAUCGGAAAUCCGUACCCUUAACCAUUAGGCUAUUGACGCUUUAUCAAAAGGCAAAAGUGAUUAGUUUUCAACAUUUUUAUAAGGUUUUUACUUUGAAUUAUAAGUUUUAAUAGAUUUACUGUAUAGACUAGACAUAUAGACAAAACAAAUUAAUGCAAUCAUUUAUAUUAGGGAACAUACCCAUACUACUUGACCUAUUUUUUUUAGUU